AUGAGGAGGGACGAGCGAGACGCCAAAGCCAUGCGGUCCCCGCCGCCGCCGGACGGGGCCGCCUCGCCCCCCGAGAGUGUGAGGAACGGCUACGUGAAGGGCUGCGUGAGCCCCCUGCGGCAGGACCCUCCGCGCGGCUUCUUCUUCCACCUCUGCCGCUUCUGCAACGUGGAGCUGCUGCUGCCGCCGCCCGCCUCCCCUCAGCAGCCGCGCCGCGGCUCCCCCUUCUCCCGGGCGCGCCUCUCGCUGGGCGCCUUGGCCGCCUUUGUCCUCGCCCUGCUGCUCGGCUCGGGGCCCGAGAGCUGGGCUGCCGGGGCCGCCCGGUUGCGGACCCUGCUGAGCGUCUGCUCGCACAGCCUCAGCCCCCUCUUCAGCAUCGCCUGUGCCUUCUUCUUCCUCACCUGCUUCCUGACCCGGACCAAGCGGGGCGCCGGGCCGGGCCGGAGCGGCGGCGGCUCCUGGUGGCUGCUGGCACUCCCCGCCUGCUGUUACCUGGGGGACUUCUUGGUGGGGCAGUGGGAAUCCUGGCCUCGGGGGGACGGAGACGCCGGGGCCCCGGUCCCGCACACACCCCCAGCGGUGGCGGGCCGGUGGUUCUUGGUGCUGAGCUGCGUGGGCUUGCUGACGCUCGCGCAGCCGGGGAGACUCCGGCACAGCAUCGUGGUGCUGCUCUUCUCCAGCUUCGUCUGGUGGGUGUCCUUCACGAGCCUUGGGGCGCUGCCUCCAGCCCUCCGGCCCCUGCUGUCCUGCCUGGUGGGGGGCGUCGGCUGCCUGCUGGCCCUGGGGCUGGAUCACUUCUUUCAAAUCAGGGAAGCUCCCCAGCAACCUCAGUUGUCCAGUACCGCGGAAGAAAAAGUGCCUGUGAUCAGACCCCGGAGGAGGUCCAGCUGCGUGUCAUUCGGAGAAACUUCAGGCGGUUACUAUGGCAGUUGCAAAAUGUUCAGGAGACCUUCUUUGCCUUGCAUCUCGAGAGAACAGAUGAUUCUUUGGGAUUGGGACUUAAAGCAGUGGUAUAAACCUCACUAUCAGAUUUCUGGAGGUGGAAGUGGAGUUGAUCUUUCAGUGCUAAAUGAGGCUCGCAAUAUGGUGUCAGAUCUUCUGGUUGACCCCACCCUUCCUCCACAAGUCAUUGCUUCCCUACGGAGUAUCAGUAGCUUGAUGGGUGCUUUCUCAGGCUCCUGUAGGCCAAAGAUUAAUCCCCUCACACCAUUUCCUGGAUUUUAUCCCUGCUCUGAGAUAGAGGACCCCGCUGAGAAAGGAGAUCGAAAACUUCACAAGGGGCUGAACAGUAGGAAUAGUUUACCAACCCCUCAUCUGAGGAGGAGCUCAGGAACCUCAGGUCUGCCACCUGUCGACCAGACUUCUCCAAGGUGGGAACGCAAUAAUGGCAAACGGCCUCACCAAGAAUUUGGCAUUUUAAGUCAAGGAUGCUAUCUAAAUGGGCCUUUUAGUUCAAAUCUACUGACAGUCCCGAAGCAAAGGUCAUCAUCUGUAUCGUUAACUCACCAUGUAGGUCUAAGAAGAGCUGGUGGUUUACCAAGCCUGAAUUCAACCAGUCAUGGACCAGUGUCUGCUGGCUCUCCAACUAACCGAUCACCUAUAGAAUUUCCUGAUACUGCUGAAUUUCUUACUAAACCACCUGUCAUUUUACACAAAUCUUUGAGCAGUACACCCAAUUCACCAGAUUUUUAUCAGCAGUUUAGAAAUUCUGAUAGCAAUUUAUGUAACAGCUGUGGACAUCAAAUACUGAAAUAUGAUUCAGCAUCUGAACCAGAGUCUGGUACAGACUGCCACAGGGAAAAGUCAGGUGACGAAGACAAUACCAUUUUCUCAAAAGCAUCAUUCAACCUUACCGAAGCUCAACAAGAAGUGGAAACAGAGAGCAGAGACUGCCGAAAAUUACUUUGCGAAGGUGAUGAUCACCUAAAAGCAGCCGCACGGAAUGAAGAGCAACCAAAUAUUGAACAAGAAGCAUCACAGGAUCUGAUUUUAUUAGAAGAUUAUGACUCAUUAAUAGAAAAUAUGAGUAACUGGAAUUUUCAAAUUUUUGAACUUGUAGAAAAGAUGGGAGAGAAAUCAGGAAGGAUCCUCAGUCAGGUUGUGUAUACCUUAUUUCAAGACACUGGCUUAUUGGAGAUAUUUAAAAUUCCCACUCUACAAUUUAUGAACUACUUUCAUGCUUUAGAAAAUGGUUAUCGAGACAUUCCUUAUCACAAUCGCAUACAUGCCACAGACGUCCUACAUGCUGUUUGGUAUCUGACAACACGGCCUAUUCCUGGCCUGCAGCAGGUCCACAGUGAUCAUGGAGCAGGAAAUGAAACAGCAAUUAACCCUGAGCGAAUUGCUUACAUUUCUUCGAGGAGCUGCUCGAUUCCAGAUGAGAGCUACGGCUGCCUUUCUUCGAACAUUCCUGCGCUAGAAUUGAUGGCUCUGUAUGUGGCAGCUGCCAUGCAUGACUAUGACCAUCCAGGACGGACAAAUGCGUUCCUAGUGGCUACCAAUGCCCCUCAGGCAGUCUUAUACAACGACAGAUCUGUUUUGGAAAAUCAUCAUGCUGCAUCAGCCUGGACUCUGUAUCUUUCUCGUCCAGAAUACAACUUCCUUCUUAAUCUUGACAAUGUGGAAUUCAAGCGCUUUCGUUUUUUAGUCAUAGAAGCAAUCCUUGCCACAGAUCUUAAAAAGCAUUUUGAUUUCCUUGCUGAAUUCAAUGCCAAGGCCAAUGAUGUAAAUAGUAACGGUAUAGAAUGGAGUAAUGAAAAUGAUCGCCUCUUAGUGUGCCAGGUGUGCAUCAAACUGGCAGAUAUUAAUGGCCCGACCAAAGUUCGAGACUUGCAUUUGAAAUGGACAGAAGGCAUUGUCAAUGAAUUUUAUGAGCAGGGAGAUGAAGAAGCAAAUCUUGGUUUGCCCAUCAGUCCCUUCAUGGAUCGUUCUUCUCCUCAACUAGCAAAACUCCAGGAAUCUUUUAUCACCCACAUAGUGGGUCCCCUGUGUAACUCCUAUGAUGCUGCUGGUCUGCUACCGGGUCAGUGGAUAGAAUCAGAAGAGGACGAUGAUACUGAAAGUUGUUAUGAAGAAGAAGAUGCUGAAGAAUUAGAUACAGAGGAUGAAGAAAUAGAGGACACUCUAAAUCCUAAACCACAAAGACGGAAAGGCAGACGGCAAAUAUUUUGUCAGCUAAUGCACCAUCUCACCGAAAACCACAAGAUAUGGAAGGAAAUCAUAGAGGAAGAGGAGAAAUGUAAAGCUGAUGGGAAUAAACUGCAGGUGGAGAAUUCUUCCUUACCUCAAGGAGAUGAGAUUCAGGUCAUUGAAGAAGCAGAUGAAGAGGAAGAGAGACAGUUGGAAUAAAAGAAGAGGCAUGUGGAAGAAGUGCCUUGGGCCAUGCCUUAUGUCGAUGUCAUUGCCCAGUGCUCACCACCGCUCCUAGGUCGACAGGCCCUAACACUGUGAGAGGAUCCUUGCUGUGCCAGCAUUUCCCACUCCCAUGCACUUUUUCACCACACGGACGAAAAGUAUCCUUAAGAGCUUGGUUUCAGUUGACUUGUGUUGCCAAGCCCAUACUUAG
Molecule: messenger RNA, 3565 nt
Organism: Budorcas taxicolor (takin)
Lineage: Eukaryota; Metazoa; Chordata; Mammalia; Artiodactyla; Bovidae
Gene: PDE3B
Product: phosphodiesterase 3B
Exons: 16
Coding region: 1-3348 (1115 amino acids)
Biological process (GO): signal transduction
Cellular component (GO): membrane
Molecular function (GO): protein kinase B binding; 3',5'-cyclic-AMP phosphodiesterase activity
Source: RefSeq, a predicted model, not a curated record